AUGGUGUGGUCUACUGCAUCAGUUUUUGAUACUUCCCUUGUCCGUGGUCUAGUUGAUAAUUAUGACGCAUUCGAAAAGGUAAAGGGAAGAUUAUCGGGUCCAAAGCACUAUGUACAUACCUGUAUUUCAUUUUUUGUGGCAGAAAGCAGCCGAAGUAGCGCGCUGUGUAAGGUUCUGGGGCCGGGAAAAAUAGCUGGAAUUGAUAUAACUUGUUAUUUUCGUCAGCUAGUACUACUAGUGCUAUUCUGCAGCAAAAGGCCGCUAGUGAUGGUCAAUUAUGGUCUUGCUUUUUCGACUCCUUUUGUGAAUUGCUUCUAUCCACGCGGUAUUCGAAAAGGUACUGUGUAGAAGGUGUAUGUAUGUAUGUUUCAAAUACAACCUGUGUGAUGUGCUAAGAUCAUCAUCACCAUCUUCGCUGUAUUGUUUGGGUUCAAUGGAAAAAAAUUCGGCAGAUUAAAAUAUGACAACCAAUAUCGAACGUAGCCGUGGUCGGCUCUAGUUGACGUCGGCAGGUCGUUUCGAUAUUGUUUUUGCGCCUUUGUUUCGUUCGUGCUAGCGCCGAUGACUUUUUUUACGCUCAAUAAUUUUCAGACUUGUUAUACGUAUGCUUAUAUAUCUGAACAAUUUCAUUUUCUGGACCAUCCUCUGAUCGCACAGUUUGAGUUUCAAGUCCAACAACUCAUUUUCAAAUUCUAAAU
Molecule: messenger RNA, 698 nt
Organism: Amoebophrya sp. A120
Lineage: Eukaryota; Dinophyceae; Syndiniales; Amoebophryaceae
Source: the annotation of a GenBank genome assembly